GGAUGGGUCAAUUUUGUACAAUGCUAAUAUUUUUUUUUUUUUUGGUUUUGAAAGUAACUAAUACUUCGGGUUUUUUUUUUUUUUUUUUUUUUUUUUUUGUAUUUAGAGAGGGUGUUGGAGAAUCGAUCCCAAAAUCUCUUGAAAUUGGGAGGGGAGAUCUAACCACUUGAGCUAUUUCGUAGAUGUAAUUCACAUUGACCAACAAAACUAAUUUAGAGAUUGUCAAUAGACAUAAGAAUAACAUUACAAAGUUAAUCAUAGGUCGUAUGUGAGAAAUUUUUCAUAAUUAGUACCCAAAUCAGUAAAUGACUAGGGUUGAUGUCAAAAAAUUAAACCAACGUUUUUACGGAAAGAGUCGUAAAAUAAGUUUAUGUGGCCAAAGAAAGCAAGAAAUAAGACCCUCAAAACACAAGAUAAAAUAUAAUCAAUUGAAAUCCUAAAUGCGGUGGUCAUACUUACUCAACUCAUUCUCUCUCCUCCACAAACACACCCUCCUCAACACUACAACACCACCUUCAACUUUCUCUCUCCUCCAAACCCACCCCAUGUCAACACAACCCAAACCCGAACCCGUUUCCCCUUCCACCACCAAAGUGGGCUGGAUCGGAACCGGCGUAAUGGGCCGAUCCAUGUGCGCCCACAUCCUCAAAGCGGGCUACAAACUCACCGUCUUCAACCGAACCAUCUCCAAAGCCCAACCUUUACAGGACCAAGGGGCCCACUUAGCCACCUCCCCCGCCGAAGUCGCCGCUCAAUCCGACGUCGUUUUCACCAUCGUCGGCUUCCCUUCCGACGUCAAAUCCGUCACCUCCGACGUCCUCUCUCUCCUACGACCAGGCGGUGUCCUCGUUGACAUGACAACCUCCGACCCCACUCUCGCCGUCGAAAUCUCCUCUUCCGCCAUCGCUAAAUCUUGCUCCUCCGUCGACGCUCCAGUCUCCGGCGGCGACCGUGGCGCACGCGCCGGAACUCUCUCCAUCUUCGCCGGAGGCGACCCAGAAAUCGUCGACUCUCUCUCUCCUCUUUUCUCUCUCAUGGGGUCAACAUACUACAUGGGUGGGCCCGGAAAAGGGCAAUCGGCGAAGUUAGCGAACCAGAUUACGAUUGCGUCAACAAUGGUGGGAUUGAUCGAAGGGAUGAUUUACGCGCAUAAGGCGAAGCUGGAUUUACCGUUGUUCUUGGAGGCGAUAUCGAAAGGCGCGGCUGGUUCGAAGAGUCUGGAAUUGUAUGGUGGGAGGAUUUUGAAGAGGGAUUUUGAAGCUGGGUUUUAUGUUGAUCAUUUUGUUAAGGAUUUAGGGAUUUGUGUUAAAGAGUGUGAGAAAAUGGGGAUUAGUUUGCCUGGGUUAGGGUUAGCUCAUCAAUUGUAUUUGUCACUUAAGGCUCAUGGGGAAGGUGGGUUGGGUACUCAGGCUCUUGUUUUGGCUCUUGAGCGGCUUAAUAAUGUGUCGUUGGACUCGAGUUCGGGUUUGGGGUCUGGGUCGAGUAAUUAGAGAGGUUCGAUGUAAUUAGAAUGCACCCGUGCUUUGAGGUGUGGUGAAUAAUGGCUGUAUGUAAUUAAUAAUUAUGUAUGGAUGAAUUGGUGUUAUGCAAUGCAAUCACAUUUGGGUUUGUUUUUUAAUUUGCAA
This is a messenger RNA of Chenopodium quinoa (quinoa), 1625 nucleotides long. Its product is annotated as probable 3-hydroxyisobutyrate dehydrogenase-like 1, mitochondrial. The transcript has a single exon. Lineage: Eukaryota; Viridiplantae; Streptophyta; Magnoliopsida; Caryophyllales; Amaranthaceae. The coding region runs from base 441 to 1490 and encodes 349 amino acids. The record is from RefSeq and is a predicted model, not a curated record. Gene Ontology annotation, molecular function: NAD binding; oxidoreductase activity; NADP binding.